AUGAGGAUUUACUGCCCAAGCGAUGGUAUAAUGUUCCCGAAAGAGUGUGUUGUAUUGGAAUAUGAUAGACGCGUUCUCUGGGUUGACCUGCUAAGGGGUUGUCUAAGGAAGGGUGGGAGAAUGGAAGAACAGAAAGACAGAGAAUGGAAGGACAGAAAGAUAGAGAAUAGAAGGACAGAAAGACAGAGAAUGGAAGGACAGAAAGACAGAAUGGAAGUAUAGAAAGACAGAGAAUGGAAGGACAGUCAGACAGUGAAUAGAAGGACAGUCAGACAGAGAAUGGAAGGACAGAAAGGCAGAGAAUACAAGGACAGUCAGACAGAAAAUUGAAGAACAGUCAGUCAGGGAAUGGAAGGACAGAAAGAUAGAGAAUGGACAGAGAAAAAAGACAGAGAAAGGAAGGACAGUCAGACAGGGAAUGGAAGGACAGUAAGACAGAGAAUGGAAGGAUAGUCAGACAGGGAAUGGAAGGACAGUCAGACAGAGAAUGGAAGGACAGAAAGACA
Nematostella vectensis (starlet sea anemone) is the source of this 506-nucleotide messenger RNA. RefSeq lists its product as uncharacterized. The record is from RefSeq and is a predicted model, not a curated record. Bases 1 to 222 code for a protein of 73 amino acids. Lineage: Eukaryota; Metazoa; Cnidaria; Anthozoa; Actiniaria; Edwardsiidae. The transcript is spliced from 4 exons.